This is a messenger RNA of Sphaeroforma arctica JP610, 818 nucleotides long. RefSeq lists its product as hypothetical. The coding region runs from base 173 to 787 and encodes 204 amino acids. The transcript is spliced from 5 exons. NCBI's taxonomy places the organism in Eukaryota, Ichthyosporea, Ichthyophonida. The record is from RefSeq and is a predicted model, not a curated record.
CACUGAUGUCGGAGGCUAUAACACUGACUCAGUACUACAUAUGCACGCAUGAAUACUGCAAGCAGUAUGGCAAGAUGAACCCUUACGAACCGCUCAGCAAUACCACUAAAUAACAUCCGAAUUAGAAUACCCACGCAUCUACUUAUUUAAUACAUUGUCUUCAACCGUAGCGAUGUCUGGACGUGCACGUGACAAUAGUACUUCAACAAAUGAUUUGAAUUCACUUUUGGAAGAUAACCGUCGGAAAGCAGAAGAUAUAGCAACCAGGACACUGGCGUUGAAGAAACAAAUCAAUUGUACAGACAGGGGCGGUGAGGAUUCAAGUGCAGAAUCAUUAGGCGAAGCACCGUCAUCACACGGCCAAUGCACAGCAGAGUGCCAGCAACUCAGAGAAAGAUUAAAGGUUGAGCAGCUUAUAGCGGAAGACAGUGAAGAUCUGAUCGAGAGAUUCCGGAUGACAACAGAUCUUAUAAUGAGGAAGCACCGAGAGCAGAGCCGCCGCCUAGAGGACACAUAUAAGCAAGAGCUGUUCGAGCUGCGGGCAAUGGUCGAUCACGAGCGAGAUAUCAGUUCAGUUCUUCGCUUGCGCAACACAGAAUUGCACGGGAAAAUAGAAGACAUGGUGGCAGCCAUGUAUACUGCGAUGCACAUCGACGAAACACGGGCCAGUGACGAAGACAGGCUUAUUCAGCAACUUCUCGCGGAGAAUCAAACACUACGAGUUCUGGCGGGCGUAAGCGAUAGUACAAGCAUACAUGCACCGAACUUCUCUCGCGACGGUCAAUAAAUACAUGCAACUUGGUUUACAAGUAUCCGAC